Molecule: messenger RNA, 1151 nt
Organism: Danio rerio (zebrafish)
Lineage: Eukaryota; Metazoa; Chordata; Actinopteri; Cypriniformes; Danionidae
Gene: ndufa3
Product: NADH:ubiquinone oxidoreductase subunit A3
Cellular component (GO): respiratory chain complex I; mitochondrial inner membrane
Source: RefSeq, marked validated
GAACUACAAUUCCCAUGAUGCCCGAACAGGACUCACUGAAGCAAACAUGGCGGCAGUUGGCAGGUUGUUGAAGUAUAUGUGGGAUAAGGAGCCUGUGAUUGCAGUGUCCUGUGUGAUCGGAGUGGCAGCCUGCAUUGUGCCGUUCGUGAGCCCUUAUACAAAAUACACAGCAAUGAUGAACAAGGCUGUUCCGUACAAUUAUCCAGUACCUGUUCGAGAUGAUGGAAACAUGCCGGACGUCCCAGCACAUCCGUCUGACCCACAGGGAAGCAACCUGGAAUGGCUGAAAAACCUGUGAGAAGUCCUACACAAUCCUGUACAGUCCACAUCCACCUUUACUUCAGUCUCAAUAAUAAAACUCUUUAUUUGAUUAUCUUGUCAUUUUUCAUAAUUAUUAUAGGUUUCAGACCGGAGACCUCCAUGUGGGAGGGGUUUUACUGCAUGUAGGCUGGGCGACCCCCAAGUGGGAGGGACUUAUGCCGCAAGUGGGCUGGAUUGCUGUUGUUGUAGACAUUAAUAAAACACAACAGGUUACUGUGAGGUUGGGUUUAGGGUUGGAGUAGGUGUAGACAUUCAUUAAACACUAUAGGUUGGACUCUAUGUCAUAUAAAUGACAAUAAUAAAAUGAAAACUCCAGGUUUAUACAGCCCACUUGGAGCUCAAGUCCUACUAACUUCUAGCUGGCCUGGCUCCAACCUCCGUUUAUAUCCUUCUCGUUUCACCUGCCAGAUCAACAAUAAACACCAGCCAUAUAGCUGAUAUAAAGCUGGAACAGAGACCGACACGCAUAAAACGUCAGAGAUUAACUUUGUUUAUUGUAAGAUCAUUUAGAAAAGGAUAUAGUUAUGACAUUAAAACAUUCAAGAAUCAAAAAUAUGACUGAUCCACAGAGACUCUGAAUCCAGUGCUCAUUUACACUGUAAAACAUAUCUGUAAGUUAGCAGUUUGACAUAAAUUCUGUAUCAUGUUUUUUUUUUCCAUGUCUAUUUAUGCUUUUAAAUUGCAUUAUGGUUCCUUGAUAUCAAUCUCAAGAACUUUUAGCCUUUAAAAGUAAAAAUAUAUCAGUGUAAAGUGAUAUUGUCUGGGCUGCUGUUGUACAUUACGCUACAAAAACCUUGUAAUAAACUGCCAGUUCGUUUUUGUUUUAUUAC